UCUAGGAGCCGAAGUCAGUUGGUGUUUGUCAGAAGCUCCGAUGAGAUUGUUUAUAGUGCUCAGUGUUUGCGUUGCGUUGGCCUCCGCUGGCUAUGGAGGCGGCGGUGGUGGUGCCUCGUCCACGGCAUCCGCGUCGGCUAGCUCCAGCGCCAGUGCGGGCGGCAAAUUUGGCGGCGGUGGCGGUGGAGGCGGCGGCUUGGACCUAGGUGGUGCUGGUCUUGGACUGGGACUAGGCGGUGGCCUGGGUCUUGGCGGUGGCAAGCACGGUGGUGCAGGUCUUGGACUGGGUCUGGGAGCUGGAGCUGGAGGUGGUCUAUUCGGUGGUGGCGGUGGCGGCUUUGGUGGCGCUGGCGCUGGCGGUGGCGCCUCCUCUUCAGCUGGCUCCAGUGCAAGCGCUGGUGGACACGGAGGCGGUGGACCUGGAUUUGGAGCCGGCGGCGGAGGUGCCGGACUAGGAGGAGGCCAUGGCGGCAGCGGCGGAUUCGGUGGUGGAUCUGCUGGAGGUGGCCAUGGAGGCGGUGGUGGUCUCGGAGGAGGCGGUUUCGGCAGUGGCGGCCAUGGAGGCGGUGGUUUUGCCGGUGGAUCAGCAGGAGCGGGUCAUGGAGGCGGUGGUUUCGGUAGUGGCGCCCAUGGUGGUGGCCUUGGCGGUGGCCUAGGCGGAGGUGUUGGCCUUGGAGGCGGUGGUUACGCUGGUGGAUCAGCAGGCAGCGGCAUUGGAGGUGGUGCCCAUGGAGGCGGCGGCUUCGGCAGUGGCGGCCAUGGAGGCGGAGGACCCGGCUUCGGUGGAGGAAUUGGAGGCGGUAGCGCAGGUGCAUCAGCUGGUUCCAGCGCCAGUGGAGGCGCCAUUGGCGGCGGUCAUGGCGGUAUUGGCGGUGGUCAUGGCGGCCAUGGCGGCGGCGGUUUCUCCGGUGGACCAUUCGUUGGCGGCGGCCUUGGACUUGGAGGCAAGCACGGUGGCGGCAAGUUUGGCAGCGGCGGCGGCGGCGGCUUCGGUGGUGGCGGCUACGGAGGUGGUGGCUACGGAGGUGGCGGCAAGCACGGAGGAGGCGGCGGUGGCUACGGUGGCGGUAAGAGUGGUGCUAGCUCCUCUGCAUCAGCAUCUGCCUCAGCCUCUGCAGGUGGCUACGGCCGCGGAGUGCGAGUGCUUCGGUCGUCUCGGGCUCACACUUACAGCAUAUAUAUUUGGGUGGCUCGGCUGUGGUCCAUCAGUCGCACUGUCACCUGCAAAGAAAACGCGAACAAUAUGAAGACCCUUAUUGUACUUGCCCUGCUGAUCGCCGCCGCGUCUGCGUUGCCACAAUUUGGAUUUGGCCCAGGAUAUGGUGGCCCAGGAUUCGGAGGCCGACCUGGAUUUGGUGGUCCAGGAUACGGUGGAUUCGGCGGCGGAUAUGGUGGAUUUGGCGGACGUCCAGGAUUUGGUGGUGGAUUCGGUCCCGGCUAUGGUGGUGGCUUUGGCCGCCCUGGAUUUGGUGGAUUCGGCGGUGGUCCUGGAUUUGGCGGUGCCCCCGGAUUCGGUCGUGGCGGCGGUGGUGGCGGUUCAGCCUCCUCGUCAGCAUCUGCCAGCUCUUCUGCCUCAGGUGGUGGUCUAGGCGGUGGUUCCUCGUCGGCGUCUGCCUCCUCAUCUGCAUCUGCUGGAGGCGGUGGCUUCUUUGGUUGA
Messenger RNA from Drosophila navojoa, 1657 nucleotides. RefSeq lists its product as uncharacterized. The record is from RefSeq and is a predicted model, not a curated record. Lineage: Eukaryota; Metazoa; Arthropoda; Insecta; Diptera; Drosophilidae.